CCUAUAAGAAGAGCACCCACAGAGCAGUGGCAUGCUCUGUACCCAUUCUCUACUCAUCAAACACUUUGCGAUUCGCACUCUCUUCCUUUCCCAACACCAAUCUCCAUCCACCUUCAAAGGGAUUAGCGUCAAUCUCACGUCCAUGGCGGAUACCAACAAAGCUGCCGUCGAGGUUUUCGAAGGAGACGAUCUCGCCGUCUCUCUGGCCAAAUACGUUGCCGAUCUCUCCAAUAAAUUCACUUCGGAAAGGGGGGCUUUCACCGUUUGCUUGUCUGGUGGCUCUAUGCUCGAGUAUCUCCGGAAACUGCCGGAACCGCCUUAUCUUGAUUCUCUGGAAUGGUCCAAAUGGCAUGUGUUUUGGCUGGAUGAGAGGGUCGUGCCUAAGACUCAUGAAGAUAGUAACUAUAAGCUUGCUUUAGAUGGGCUUCUCUGUAAGGUACCAAUUCCUCCGGGCAAUGUGUAUGCAAUCAAUGAUGCCCUUUCACCCGAGGGAGCAGCCGAUGACUAUGAGAGACGUAUCAAAGAAUUGGUCGAUAAAAAUGUGAUUACUUUAUCACCGACCAGUGGAUUUCCAAAAUUUGAUCUCAUUCUGCUGGGCAUGGGCCCUGAUGGCCACGUAGCUUCUUUAUUCCCAGGGCAUCCUCUUGUGCAGGAGAAUAAAAGAUGGGUUACCUUCAUCAAGGACUCCCCCAAACCACCUCCGGAGAGAAUAACUCUCACCUUUCCAGUGAUUAAUGCAUGUGCUUACGCAGCGCUUGUGGUGACUGGCAAGACUGAAGCAGAUGCAAUUCACUCUGCGUUAGGAAAAUCUGAAAAUCCUGUUAAGCUUCCUGUUGCAUUGGUUUCCCCUGAAGGGGAGUUGAAAUGGUUCUUAGACAAAGACGCAGCCUCAAAGCUAUAGAUGCAGCAGCUAAGCCAGUUGAUCUUUAUGUUGUGCUAGUUAUUUUUAACUUUGCAAUGUUGAGUUUUUGUGUAAGAGAAGUGUUGAUUUCCUAUUCCCAGUGACAGUUAGCAUUGGACGGAUCGUUACUCAUUGGUGAGAAUAAAGGGAAUAUUAAGUUAUGUUGCUUCAAAA
This is a messenger RNA of Vigna unguiculata (cowpea), 1075 nucleotides long. RefSeq names its product NagB/RpiA/CoA transferase-like superfamily protein. Gene Ontology annotation, biological process: pentose-phosphate shunt; carbohydrate metabolic process. Gene Ontology annotation, molecular function: 6-phosphogluconolactonase activity. The record is from RefSeq and is a predicted model, not a curated record. NCBI's taxonomy places the organism in Eukaryota, Viridiplantae, Streptophyta, Magnoliopsida, Fabales, Fabaceae.